AUGGUGCCUUUCCCUGCGCAAGGCAGUAUCAAUCCUCUUAUGAAUUUGGCUCACCUCCUCUCUUCAAGAGGAGUUUUCAUCACUUUCGUCAACACGGAGUGGAGCCACAACCGCAUGUCAAGAGCAGCUGCAGCUGCCACCUGCACAUUUAAGUUUCUCGUCAUUCCAGAUGGGUUGCCACCUCAUCACGGUCGUCUCUCCAAUCUUCCCGAGUAUGCGAUGGCAUUGGAAAAGCUUGGCCCCAUCUUGGAGCAUCAUUUGCUGUGCAGCUUAUCGGACGGAACUCCUCCAAUCACCUGCAUUAUAACGGAAAAUUUCAUGUCUUGCACUCACCAUGUAACCAACAAGCUGGAAGUGCCCCGAGUCAUUUUCUGGACAAUGUGCGCCGCCUCUUCUAUUGUUCAGUGCAACGCCAACCUUCUCAUCUCCCGCGGGCAUAUUCCUGUCAAAGUGGAGCAUUCGAAUAGCGCGGAUAAAUUGAUCACAUGUUUGCCUGGUAAUCUUCCGCCGCUAUUGCCGAGCGAUCUGAUAUCCUUCUACGGCGCUACCGACACGUCGGACGUUUUAUUCCAGUGGACUCUGCGUGAGUCACAAUUUCAAAGCAAGGCAGACUAUGUGCUGGUCAACACGUUUGAUGGAGUGGACACUCCUCAGACGGUAGGUGCACUGUCCAGCAAUGGAUACCUUCUUUGGCAGUAG
Molecule: messenger RNA, 699 nt
Organism: Cryptomeria japonica (Japanese cedar)
Lineage: Eukaryota; Viridiplantae; Streptophyta; Pinopsida; Cupressales; Cupressaceae
Product: linamarin synthase 2-like
Exons: 2
Coding region: 1-699 (232 amino acids)
Source: RefSeq, a predicted model, not a curated record